GAGAACAGAGGACCAGAUCAGUGGAAACUGGGAAGAGAGAGAGAGAGAGCUGGAGCUUGGAGAGGAGAGAGAGAGAGUGAAAGAGAGAGUGAGGUGGGGAAAUGGACCACAACGGCGGCGGUGGGAAUAGGGCGGAGGCGUUGCGGUGGCUGAGCAUAGCGGAGAAGCUUCUGGCGGCGCGUGAUUUUUAUGGAACUAGGAGCUUUGCGAUCCGGGCUAGGGAAUCGGACCCAAUAGUGCUGGAGGCGGCGGAUAGGGUAAUUGCUGUGGCGGAUACACUGCUGGCGGCGGAGGGACGGAUCAACAAUCAGUAUGAUUGGUAUAGUGUUUUGCAAAUUUCACAGCCGACUCAGAGCAUUGAGCUAAUUGCUACUCAGUAUCGGCGACUAGCGCUUCUUCUUCACCCGGAGGCCAAUAGAGUGGCUUUUGCGGAUCACGCUUUCAGGCUUGUGUCUGAUGCAUGGUGUGUGCUUUCGAAUCCGUUGAGAAAAGCGUUGUAUGAUAACGACUAUCUUAUGUGCUCCAACAAGUUUAGCCCUGGAACGACUGGGUCGAGUCAAAAACCGAAGUCCCCGCCGCAGCAGCCACAAUUUCCGCAGCCGGUUAGAACUAGUCCGACGAAGGAGACUAGGAUGACGGUAGAGGAGCCUCAGCAUCAGGAGCGGCCACCGCCGCCGCCACCGCCGCCACAGCCGGAACGCCAGCAACCGCCACCGCCACAACCUCCGGUGCAGCCGCCACAGCCACCACCUCCUCAACCAUCUCCUCACCGGCCACAGCAGCAGGAAGAUCCGCAGCAGCAGCAGCAAUUUGUAAGAAAAACCCCCAAAUCGAUGAAUGCUAAAUUAACCUUAGAGGAAGAGAGGCCAAAUGUCAGUGAUGUCAAUGCUUCAACUCAGGAAGCUACUCAGCAGCACAUUGAUUCAAGUCCUCCCUCACGGGAGGCUGAGUCUACUUUACCGACUGAGUCCACUUUGCCGACUGAGUCGAACAUUCCGAGUUUCUGGACUGCUUGUCCAUAUUGUUAUAAUCUGUAUGAAUACCCUAAGGGUUACGAGGAUUGUGUGCUUAGGUGCCAGAAUUGUUCCAAGGCAUUUCAAGCACUGGUUAUUCCUUCACCGCCGGUAGCUGAUAGUGCUUCUACCUUCUGCUGCUGGGGGUUUUUCCCACUUGGGGUUUCUCCCAAUGCUAAAGGGGCAGUGGGAUCUGUAGCCUGGUCGCCUUUUUCAGCUAUGUUCUCCUGUCCUUUGCCUGGUAAGGUGGGAAUAAAGCCGGGGAAAACUAGAAAUGUUAAACCCGUCAAGAAAUCUACACCAAAAUUUGUUUGUGAAGAGGAUGAUAUUUAUGUCGAAGUUUCCGAACCAAGUGACAGUUCUGAUGAAGAGUGGGGAAGGAUAAGUAAGAAGAAGAAGCCUAAGAGGGGUUUGGCGAGUAGAAUUGAUAAGAGAGCACAUUCUGAGAGCUCACUCAAAGGAAACCAAGGAAAUUUAGGGAAUGGAAACACAGAUGAAGUUGUGAAUAUGAAUGGGCAGUUUGGAGAACAAAACGGGUUGGUGAGGUUCGGUUUGUCAAACUCCACAAAGAGUGAGCCCAGUAAGAAGGCUGUGGCAGCCGCAGGGGGUACUGGGAAGAAGCAUAAAGGGAAAGGGCCAAAGGAACUAGGUAAGUUGGAUUUGAAUGUGGAAUUCAGCAAUGAGGUUGAAGAACCCGCCACAGGCGUAAGUGAAGGACAUGGGGAGGAUAACAUUGAAGGAAUUGGGUUCUUUGAGGGCCUUGAUGAAUUUUUGAGUAGUCUGCCAAUACUUAAUGCUGUGGCCGAUGAUAAGGUCAAAGCUAGUUAGUAAGGCUCUUGGAUGUUAUUCUUAACGUAAGACUCUUCCUUUUGUUCUGCAUGUUGUAUUUUGUUAUUGUAGUAUAAAAAUAAUUUGAAGCUCCAA
Messenger RNA from Cucumis melo (muskmelon), 1937 nucleotides. RefSeq lists its product as uncharacterized. The coding region runs from base 102 to 1841 and encodes 579 amino acids. The record is from RefSeq and is a predicted model, not a curated record. The transcript has a single exon. Lineage: Eukaryota; Viridiplantae; Streptophyta; Magnoliopsida; Cucurbitales; Cucurbitaceae.